Molecule: messenger RNA, 842 nt
Organism: Perca fluviatilis (European perch)
Lineage: Eukaryota; Metazoa; Chordata; Actinopteri; Perciformes; Percidae
Exons: 6
Coding region: 88-717 (209 amino acids)
Source: RefSeq, a predicted model, not a curated record
CUUUGCUCCCACUGAGUGAAUAAAUUCACCUGUCACAGCUUUCUGCCUUCAGUUUCUCGGUCAGAAAGACAUUCCGAUUCAGUGGCCAUGGCAUUACAGGGAACAUUUGUUUGGCUUUGCUCACUGGCAGUCUUGUCCUUCUCUGUAGCGCAAGAUGACACUUGCUGCUCGAGACCUAAGCUCGUGGAAGAUCUGUCAGCUUUUCUUGAGUUAGAGGGAGAGUGCAAUGGUGCAUGGAGCGCUGAGCAGACAGCAACAAUACUGAAGUCAUUGAGAAAUCUGACUGAUGUUCUGCAGAAACAACAGCUGAAAGGCUGCCAACAUGCUGAGCCAAAGAAUUGCACUGAAGCCAAAGUUCCCGAAAAUGGAGGCUUGGCAUGUGUCACAGUUGCCAACAAACGCUACUGCAAACCUAUGUGCAACCAUGGUUACGAUUUUGAUUUUAUCAGGAGGAGUCGUGUCUUUGACGAAUGCAGUGAGCAGACAGGAUAUAAAUGGCAGACCCAGUACAUAGGAGGAAACAGGCUAGCUGUCUGCAACGAAGCAAGGAUUCAAGUUUCAGGAGCAAAGACAGCAUAUUUUCCUGAAGAUCAGAGCUGCAUAACAACUAAGAGCAACUGCACGCUGCACAGAAGCUUCGUUGAAAAUUUGAAAACUGAGCUGAAGAAUCUAGGCAUAGAGGGAGAGCCCCAGAAUCCCUGUCUUGUGUGUGGAUGACCACGAUGUAGAAACAAGUGUGGAAAUAUGCAUCUACCACGUCAUGAAUGCUGGGGUGUUUUUAAAAAACGUUACAAAAGUAAACUAAUAUUAGUGUGACGAAUAAAAGUGUUACUGAAUCAAAA